AUGGGGAACCGCAGCGCCGCAGAGGCCGCCGGGCUGCCGGGGCGAGGACCGGGCGGCGCGGGGGCGGCGGCCCUGGUGGGGGGCGUGCUGCUCAUCGGCGCGGUGCUCGCGGGGAACUCGCUCGUGUGCGUGAGCGUGGCGGCCGAGCGCGCCCUGCAGACGCCCACCAACUACUUCAUCGUGAGCCUGGCGGCCGCCGACCUGCUGCUCGCCCUGCUCGUGCUGCCGCUGUUCGUCUACUCCGAGGUCCAGGGCGGCGUGUGGCUGCUGAGCCCCGGCCUCUGCGACGCGCUCAUGGCCAUGGACGUCAUGCUGUGCACCGCUUCCAUCUUCAACCUGUGCGCCAUCAGCGUGGACAGGUUCGUGGCCGUGGCCGUGCCCCUGCGCUACAACCGCCAGAGCGGAGGCGGGCGGCAGCUGCUGCUCAUCGGCGCCACGUGGCUGCUGGCGGCGGCGGUGGCGGCGCCCGUGCUGUGCGGCCUCAACGACACGCGCGGCCGCGACCCCACCGCGUGCCGCCUGGAGGACCGCGACUACGUGGUCUACUCGUCCGUGUGCUCCUUCCUGCUGCCCUGCCCGCUCAUGCUGCUGCUGUCCUGGGCCACCUGCCGGGGCCUGCGGCGCUGGGAGGCCGCGCGCCGCGCCAAACUGCACGCCCGCGCGCCCCGCCGGCCCCGCGGCCCCGGCCCGCCGCCUCCCGCCGCCGCCGCGCCCCCCGAGGCCGGCCCGCCGCAGCCCCCGCCGCCAGCCCGCAGGAGACGCGCCAGGAUCACCGGCCGGGAGCGCCAGGCCAUGAGGGUCCUGCCCGUGGUGGUCGGGGCCUUCCUGGUUUGCUGGACGCCCUUCUUCGUGGUGCACGUCACGCGGGCGCUGUGUCCCGCCUGCGCGGUGCCCCCGCGGCUGGUGAGCGCCGUCACCUGGCUGGGCUACCUCAACAGCGCCCUCAACCCGCUCCUCUACACGCUCUUCAGCGCCGAGUUCCGCGCCGUCUUCCGCAAGGCCCUGCGCCCCUGCUGCUGAGGGACCCCCCCCCCCAGCCGUCUCUGAGCCCCCGCCUGGCCUCAGGGGCCCGGCCCUGGCAGGGGACGAGGCCAUUUUGUACCACGUGUUAAAGGGACUCCUGCCCUGGCUGGUGUGCUCAGUGGAUAGAGCCUCGGCCUGCAGACUGAAGGUCUCGGGCUCGAUUCCCCGGCAGG
Molecule: messenger RNA, 1196 nt
Organism: Eptesicus fuscus (big brown bat)
Lineage: Eukaryota; Metazoa; Chordata; Mammalia; Chiroptera; Vespertilionidae
Gene: DRD4
Product: dopamine receptor D4
Exons: 4
Coding region: 1-1020 (339 amino acids)
Biological process (GO): adenylate cyclase-inhibiting dopamine receptor signaling pathway; adenylate cyclase-activating adrenergic receptor signaling pathway
Cellular component (GO): plasma membrane
Molecular function (GO): dopamine neurotransmitter receptor activity, coupled via Gi/Go; G protein-coupled receptor activity
Source: RefSeq, a predicted model, not a curated record